UUUUCGCUUAUGUUGUGACCGGAAAUGUUGGAUCGUGCACAAUAAGUCAAAGGAGAUUUCUCAUUUUUACACGAAUGCAUGUUUUUAUUUCUGAUUCGAAAAUUUUGUAAUGUCGAAUCAACAUUUAGUUGGACCCGCUUUGCCACCAAUGAUGGGAAAAAGCAAAAGUGUUCAUUCAGAUGAAGAAGACGCAAUCAUAGGUCCAGCUUUACCUCCGCUGUACAAAGCUGCAGAGUCCUCCGAUUCAUGUGAGGACAGUGAUCAAGAGGAAGUUGUGUUCAAGAGGGCCAAAUACUCAUCUAGGAACAAGUCUUCGUUAAACAGAAGGGGCCUUGUGAAGGAAGAAACAUGUACAAAGCAAGCUAAAAAGGACAAUGAUGAUGAUGGUUUCUUCGGUCCAGCUCUUCCCCCAGGAUAUAAAAAUCUAGACAGGUCACCUGAAGGGCCAUCUGUUUUAGGACCUGCACUUCCUCCAGGCUUUAAAAUAGAUGCUGAAGAUGAAGAGGGGGGAAAUGAUGAUUCAAGAGGAGUUUUAGGACCAGCCCUACCCCCAGGUUACAAGCCAGAUUUGUCAAGCAGUGAUGAAGGGGAGGAUGAUGUCAUCGGACCCAUGCCAGCCAAAGGGGCAACGCAGGACUCUGUGGCUUUGGAUUUUGAAAGAAGAGCUCAAAGGAUGAAAGACAAACUUACAGGCGUUGAUACUGGCCCAGAAGUGCUUGCCAGAGAGAGCUGGAUGACAGAGUUGCCUCCUGAGAUGCAGCAUGUGGGCCUGAGUGCACGCACCUUUAAGAAGAGAUCCGGCCCAGAGAAUAAAGACCGUUCAAUCUGGACAGACACUCCUGCUGAUCGUGAACAAAAAGCUAGGGAGCGACUGGAAGCCAAAGAGAAGGGAGAAUCAACCAAAGAUGAGACGCCCCGUCUCUCUCAGAAAGAGCUUGAGAUGGCUGAAAAAGUUUCAAAAUAUAAUGAGUCCAAGCGUGGUGAAUCUCUCAUCAAUAUGCACACUAAAAAGAUGAAGAGGGAAGCUGAGGAGGAUGCUAAAAAGCCUGUGGAGAGAAGAUCCUUCGACCGAGACAUGGAUCUCCAGGUUAAUCGCUUUGAUGAGGCUCAGAAAAAAGCCUUGCUCAAGAAGUCACAAGAACUGAAUACACGCUUCUCUCACAGCAAAGAUCGCAUGUUCCUGUGACAUGAAUGUGAAGGGUUUUUUCUAAAAGACUUUGUAUUUCUAUGGAAUCCUUGAAAUAUCAUCAAAACAUUUUAUCCAUGUUGACAGUUUAAAUGUGCAAGACUGAUGCUUCCUCGAGUGUGGACAAGCUUUUUAUUCAUCGAUAUCUAAUUGUGAUUAAAUUCUGUAAUUUUGUAUUUUCUUGUUGUGUACAUUUUCCAUGAAUACUUUAGUAUUGGCAAAUCUGUCAUGUCUGGGUCAUAUCACCUCCCAAUAAAAAAAUAGAAAUAUGAA
Molecule: messenger RNA, 1459 nt
Organism: Triplophysa dalaica
Lineage: Eukaryota; Metazoa; Chordata; Actinopteri; Cypriniformes; Nemacheilidae
Gene: gpalpp1
Product: GPALPP motifs containing 1
Exons: 7
Coding region: 110-1186 (358 amino acids)
Source: RefSeq, a predicted model, not a curated record